Messenger RNA from Trematomus bernacchii (emerald rockcod), 1862 nucleotides. RefSeq lists its product as uncharacterized. NCBI's taxonomy places the organism in Eukaryota, Metazoa, Chordata, Actinopteri, Perciformes, Nototheniidae. The coding region runs from base 335 to 1024 and encodes 229 amino acids. The transcript has 5 exons. The record is from RefSeq and is a predicted model, not a curated record.
UCUCACCCAUGCCUUCACCAGAGUCCGCCAUUAGCUCCUCGCCUCGGUUGAAAUCGCUCAUACUUUUAAGAAUACUUUCCCCACCUUGCUGAUUGCACUCACUGCCGGAAUCUUGAUCCUUUUUUUGGCCGCACUACUCUGGAAACUGAAGCAACUGGCAGAUAUAUGGCUUCUUCAAUCUGACUCUAACAUCAAAAGACCAGAGAGGGCAGAGGUGAAUUUCUUGCCUAAUUUCCCACUGGGUGAUGAUGGUACAAGCCUCGAGCGAUUGAGACUCCAAAUCGUAGAUGAAGUUACGAGGAGUGAUAAAAACCUUCCCUUGAUUGAAAAGUUAAUGCAGACUACCUUUGCCCUGCGGCGCAAUGAGAUCAUCAAUGAUGAGCUACCUGUUGGAGAGAUCCUGGAACGCUGGCCUGCCUUGAAAAUGGAGUCACAGAUUUGUGCAGAGUUUCACAGAAUAACAAACCUCAACCUGAAGAACCACUUCUAUGCGGAGUUGGAUCGGCAUACCCCCCGUCUUCAGAGCCUGUUCAGGAAGAAGGCGGCAAGCAAAGGGAAGGUAGCUGAAGUUCUGAAUCAGCUAUUUGUCUCCUAUGACCUCCAGGAGCAAGGUGACGUCCAUGUCCGACGUGCUGCUGUCCUCCGUGCUCUGCCUGCAUAUCUGCAUGAAGAUGACUCCACGUUUCUGAGGCUGUGGCAUGUGGAGCAGUCUGAUGAUCCAGACAUAGAGGACAUCGCGGUCGGACUUCUCAUGAUCAGUGCCAGGUCAACAGACACCACGCUCUUCUGCCCAGAGAGGAUCGCUGUUGUCAUUGAGGGUAACAGAGUUAUCGAACUCCCUACACUGGCUGACGCAUUCAUCCUGCUUUUUGCACUGACCUUUGCCCUGCAUCUGAGCUAUCCAAAAGACUUGGCCAACACUUUUAACUUCACCCAGAAAGUGUUGAUGGGCCUUGAUGAGGGGAACUUGAAGAAUUUGAAGCCCCGGGUGUUGAGUCUGAAAAAUGACCUUUUGGCAGUGUAAUACUACCAACGUGCAAAGUUGCACUUUAACAAUCACACACACACACACACACACACACACACACACUAAAAUAAACAACUUCUUUACCGAAGACUUGUAUUUACGGAAGACAGGCAAGCUAUCUUCCGGCUGUGAUUGGUUGUUCGUAGUCACCUGGCAAGCUGUGCUCUCGGCUGAGUUCAAAAGUUAAAGUUCUUUAAACUAAAGAUGCAGUCAUAGUGUCCUGGUCACGCCUUGUGAAAUUGGGGUGUCUUUAUUGACAACAGUGGAUUUGAGCAAGGGUACCGCCCCUAUGCAAACUGCCAACAUUAUUUUUCUCAGAAAAAACCACACACACACACACACUCUGUUCUCCUGUUUACAUCCUGCUGCUUUACAUCUGUGUUCUGUAUUGCAUUGACAGAUUUGUUACUGUUCAGCUUCAAGUUGAAGGACUGUUUGUAGAUGUUGUUUUAUACUUUUAUAUGUAUUGGGUCUUUAUGUGUUAAAUUAAUACGCAGAACUGUUCCUGAAAAUUGUGUUUAAUUCUUGCCAACACAAGCACAUUAUGUGUCUGCUGGUUUUGUUAAAUGUAUUCAGUACCUAUUCAUUUUCAUAUGCCUUGGUAGGCUUGAAGACAUUGGACCCUGUAUGUGCAAGUGAUCUUUCAUCUGAACCUGGUGUGUCUCUCGUGGUAGACUGAUUUCAUAGAAGAGUCUCUUUUAACUUGAGGAGGAGCCUUUCACAUAAUAACUUUUAGAGCCAAAGUUUGUUUCUUUUGAAACUAUUGUGGUUAAAAAGGCCCUAGCACUGUUUUUAAGGUAUAUUUUUUAUUUAAAAGAGUUAUUUGCUAUAAUGU